Glycine soja is the source of this 958-nucleotide messenger RNA. Its product is annotated as annexin D8-like. The transcript is spliced from 6 exons. The record is from RefSeq and is a predicted model, not a curated record. Gene Ontology annotation, molecular function: calcium-dependent phospholipid binding; calcium ion binding. Lineage: Eukaryota; Viridiplantae; Streptophyta; Magnoliopsida; Fabales; Fabaceae. The coding region runs from base 1 to 942 and encodes 313 amino acids. Gene Ontology annotation, cellular component: cytoplasm.
AUGGCUACGCUAAUUGCUGCAAAACAUUCUUCUUCGAUUGAAGAUGCUGAAAAUAUCAAGAAAGCGUGCAAAGGAUUGGGGACAGAUGAGACAGCUCUUAUAUCUAUACUAGCACAUCGAAAUGUAGCUCAAAGGAAACUUGUGAGGAUGGCUUAUGAAGAACUUUAUCAGGAAGAUCUUAUCCAACAAUUCAAAUCUGAACUUUCAGGAAGCUUUGAGAGAGCUAUUUGCAAUUGGACGAUGGAUCCAGCUGAAAGAGACGCUGCAUUUAUUAAUGAAGCAUUAAAGAAGGAAACACCAGAUUACAAAGUAAUUGUUGAGAUUGUUUGCACUAGAACAUCAGAAGAGUUUCUUGCUGCAAAGCGUUCAUACCAGUUUCAAUACAAGCAUUGCCUUGAAGAAGAUGUGGCAUCCAAAACAAUCGGUGAUAUUCGCAGAUUGUUGGUUGCAGUUAUAAGUACCUAUAGGUAUGAUGGAGACGAGUUUGAUGAGAAUCUGGCUCAUUUAGAAGCAAACAUUCUUCAUCAAGUGAUCGAAAACAAGGCCUUUAACGACGAUGAAAUCAUAAGAAUUUUAUGCACAAGAAGUAAGAAGCAGCUAUGUGCAACUUUCAGUACCUUUAGAAAUGUGUAUGGCACGACAAUUACCAAGGGAUUAUCAACAAAUCCAAAUGAUGAAUACAUGACAGCACUGCGUACUGUCAUUCGUUGCAUUAAGAACCCUCGUAGAUACUUGGCUAAGGUGUUAUGCUACGCCUUGAAUGAAUUGAUAGCUGAAGAACAUGAAUUGAGCCGUGUAAUCAUCACUCGUGCAGAGAGGGAUUUAAAUGAAAUCAAUGACCUUUACUUCAAGAGAAAUGGUGUCACACUUGAUAGUUCCGUGGCUAAGAAGACAUCAGGAAAUUACAAGAAUUUUCUUCUUGCGUUGUUAGGAAACAAUUGAGUUUAACUUAUCUGUG